UACUACAACUGAGAAUUCAGUUUCAUUCCUAAAGUGCUUCCGUUAAGACGCAAAUUUCAAAAUUGUAUGAAAAUUAAUAAAAAUUGGGUGUGCGUAAAAUAUUUCGGCUGCCAAAAACAAGUGCAAAAAGAAAAUAAAUUAGAAAAAAUAUCUAAUAUAUAUAUAAAUAAAUAUACACAAAAAAAGUUUAAGCAAAUUUUUGGCUAUAAUUUUUUGAAGUUAAUUAAGGGAGAACAAUUUAAACUACGUUAAUGAAAAUAACAAUUGUUUAAAUAAUUAAAAUAAAAUCAAGUUAAAUUAAAACUAAAAGUUACUCUAACUUUUCUUAUAAAAGAUAAAAAAGCGUGUUUGAAAUUUUAAUAUUAGAUAAAAAAGUUUGUACGAACACAUUAAAUAAAUACAUGUGUUUUGAAAAAUAAAUAAAAUUAAACAUAAAAAAAUAAAAAUAAACCGCAAAGUGGAAUAAAAAGAAAGUAAAACAACAGCAAAAUUGUGUGUUCUUUUAAAUAAACAAAUUUGUGGAAUCUUUUAUUUAGUGAUAAAAUUAUUAAAAAAUGUCUUGUCAAAACGGUCACAGUGAACCCAUAAAUAUUCAAACGAAUGGUAAUGGUAGCGCACACACGAAUAUAGAUGAAACCGAUGAUAGGGGACUUUCUAUGAAUGUGAGAUUAACAACAACCUCCUCUAUAGACCACCCACCAGUACCACCAUCACCCACAAAAAGUUCUUCUCUUAAACGUAAUACAAGUCAGGGAAAUCUAAUGCCGGCCGAAACUAAAGAGACCAGAGUUAAGGUUAUUUAUACGGGAGGCACCAUAGGAAUGGUGAGAAAUGAAAGAAAUGUUUUAGCCCCUAUACCCAAUGCUUUGGUAAAACGUAUACGCAAAUAUCCCAAUAUGCAUGAUGAGGAAUAUGCUCAGAAAAGAUUUGGUCAGUCGGCCUCUAUGGCCCCAUUGGUUUUACCCUAUGUGCAGGGUGAAAGUAAUCGUGUUAUUUAUCAAAUAACAGAAUAUAAACCUCUGUUGGAUUCUAGCAAUAUGACCAUGUACGAUUGGGCUAGAAUAGCCAAUGAUAUUUAUCAAUCCUAUGAAUUCUUUGAUGGCUUUGUGGUUUUACAUGGCACCGAUACCUUAUCCUAUACUGCUUCAGCCUUAUCAUUUAUGUUAGAGAAUCUCGGCAAAACUGUGAUAAUAACCGGUUCUCAAAUACCCAUUUUUGAGACACGCACCGAUGGCAAAGAUAACUUUACCUCGGCUUUAAUAAUUGCUGGCAAUUAUGUUAUACCCGAGGUUUGUGUUUUCUUUGGCAAUAAACUAAUGCGCGGCAAUCGUACUGUGAAAGUAAGCUCCUGUUCUUUGGAUGCUUUCGAUUCGCCAAAUGUUCCUCCUUUAGCUCGUAUUGGCAUUAAUGUGGAUGUUGAUUAUAGAUUAAUCUUUAGACCCUGUAAGAUUUCGAAAUUUUUUGUACACUCUGAAUUGGAUGAAAAUGUGGGCAUUUUGCGCAUAUUUCCCAGUAUUUCUACCUCAACCUUUAGAGCAUUUUUGGCACCACCCAUGAAGGGUGUUGUUUUGCAGUCAUUUGGUUCUGGCAAUGUACCAGAUAAUCGUAAAGAUUUGCUUAAGGAAUUAAAGGAGGCCUCCGAAAGGGGAGUGAUUAUAGUAAAUUGUACGCAGUGUCCUACUGGUUCGGUGUCGGAAAUCUAUGAGACAGGAAAAGUAUUAUUUGAUCUGGGUGUUUUGCCCGGCUUUGAUAUGACCCCCGAGGCGGCCUUGACUAAGUUGUCUUAUGUAUUGGGUAAAAGUGAAUGGCCUUUGGAUAUAAAGAAACAGAUGAUACAAUCAAAUCUAAGAGGAGAACUGACUUCUACUUCAGGACCCAAAAUGGAAGAAUACGAUCUAGUGGAUGCUGUGGCCAGAUCUUUGCAUUUAUCUUCACCCCAAGAACUUAGCCAGCUGGGCGCUACUCUAUUUCCUGCUAUGAUGAACGCCGCUGUUGUAGCCGGAGACUUACAAAAGAUCAAUAACCUAAAAGCUUAUGGCGCUGAUCUAUCGGGUGUGAAUCAAGAUCAUCGCACUGCCUUACAUUUGGCCUGUAUCGAAGGCAACAUUUCAGUGGUUAAACAUCUGCUAUUAAAUGGUGUCUCCGUGCACAUAAGAGAUCGCUAUGAACGCACCCCUCUAAUAGAGGCGAUUACUAAUGAUAAUCAUGAUAUUAUACAAAUGCUUAUAAAUUGUGGUGCUCAUUUAACUGGUUCCUCUAGAGCAGUGGGUGAACAACUAUGUGCCGCUGCAGCCAGAGGUUCUCUAACUCGCCUCAAGUCUUAUCAAUUGGCCGGAGCCGACCUAUCACAACCAGACCCUUCCGGCCGUACAGCACUACAUGUGGCUGCCUUGCAUGGCCAUGAAGAAAUUGUGCAAUAUUUACUUCAAUAUAUGGAUACAAUUAAUGAAACAGAUAUGUUAGGACUCACCGCUUUAGAUUAUGCUCUGAAGGCUGAUCAGCAAGAUGUCGCUGUGAUACUGAAUAAAUUUGCUACACAAUGAGUUGUAAAAUUUGCAGGACAAACAAAAACACACAACAACACUAUUAAUUAAAUACUUUUGCACACACGCAUAUAUUAUAUAAACAAAACACAAACAUUUAAAUUAAUUAAAUUUAAAGAUAUAAUAGGUAUAAAAUAUAUUUUAUUGUAGACAAGAACUUUUUCCUGUUGUCACUUUCCUUUGCUAUAGAAAAAACUACUAUUGAUAACCAAAGUAAAUUAAUAAAGUAGCGACAGUUCUACAACAAAUACAACAUUUACAAAAACCACAAACGAUUUUGUUUUUGGUUUAAGGUCUUUGCUGUCAAAAUCAUAUGAUCUUUGUUUACAAAAAUUUUCUUUGAUAACAACACAAAAAAAUAAUAUUUUAGUAAAAGACAUUUUAUUAGUUUAGUUUAAGAAUAAAUAAAAAUGCAAAUAAAUAAAAAAUGUGUCAGCAAUUUAUUUAAGUUUGACAUACAUUUAAUAGAAAUAUAGUAUUUUUUCUCCAAGAAAUAUGGAAACUACUUCUGGACUUAUUCACUUAUUCUCGGCUGGUCGUUUUGGCUUAUUGUAAACAAUCCAGGUGGAGGGUACAUCCCGUGCAUUUGAUCAUAUUUUCAGG
This is a messenger RNA of Lucilia sericata (common green bottle fly), 3146 nucleotides long. RefSeq names its product L-asparaginase. The transcript has 6 exons. Gene Ontology annotation, biological process: amino acid metabolic process. Lineage: Eukaryota; Metazoa; Arthropoda; Insecta; Diptera; Calliphoridae. The coding region runs from base 555 to 2543 and encodes 662 amino acids. The record is from RefSeq and is a predicted model, not a curated record. Gene Ontology annotation, molecular function: protein binding; asparaginase activity.